AAUAAAGGAAGGCGGAGUGUUCUGAAGCAUUCGUUUGCGCCGGCAAAGAAAAUCGCGAAUCAUAAGUUUUUAGCUGCUUUAUUUCUUCUAAUUCCGCAGACGAACUUAGGAGCAGAUAAUAUAGGGACCCUUUUUCCAAAAUUGAUAGAAGAAGUUCAAGUGAGGCGAUCUGCCUUGAAAAAACCUUCUCAAACUCUCCUGGAGUAGUCUGAGGCCUUUCUAAUGCCGGAAUUUUCUCGUGAUCUGUAACUAAAGUUAGAACCACAAAGAAGACAUUUCGUGUUCGUUCCCGCGUGAGUUGAUCAAAAUGGCGUUCCCGAAACCAAAUAAGGAACCGUUUGGGUAUGUGUUUCAUAAAAAGGCGUCGGAGCUCUUAGAAGAAUUCAAGACAUCUGUGGAUGAAAGCUUUAAAUGGCUAAACGAAAUUCUUGCUGAAGCAAAAAGUCAGUUUGGAAGUAGUGAUAGCAUUCCUUUGCUGCCAAAGACGCCAAGCAUGAAGAGAAAGCGUGAGAAGGAGAUUCCACUGUAUCUGAAUGAAUCAUACUUUAAUGAAAACAGCUUCCAGGCAUCAUCUCCUGUUUCUGUCAUUCCUACGGACGUUAUCUUGUCCCCAAAAUGUAAACGUCCAGCCAUCAGCUCCCCUGUCCAGAAUACUGAUGACCUCCUUGAAGAAAGCACCCAAGGAAAGCCCAGUAGAGGAGGCAGAAAGCAGCCUGCUAGGCAAAGUAAAAAGCAACCCAAGAGAGGUGUCAAAAAUACAAAGCAGGCAUCCAAGAACAAUGACACAACAGUUGAGGAGGAGGAAAAGCAAACACAACCAAAACGAACCACAAGAAGUAAACGGAAACUUAAUGAUGAUUCAUCUUCGAAAGAGACUGAAGAAGAAAACCCCAAACCAAAGCGUGUUACAAGAGGCAAAAAGAAUGCUGAAGCCACUGCCAAGGUUGAUACUACUGAUAACAGUUUUGUAGAUUUUGAAGAUGAAAAGUCGAACAAAAACAAAAGGAAACAAAGUGAAAUAAUACAAGAAGAGAAAGUAGAGAGUAGCACAGAUUUUGAAACCCAUGUUUCCACUACUCCUGAAAAUCAAGAAUCUGCAAAGAAACUUAAAAUGUCUGACACUCCACAAAAAGAGAUUUCACCAAAGGUUGAAGUGAUUAUUCCAGAAACACCAGAGGUUCACUCCUCUCUUAAUGCAAAUCAGAAUACCCCAUCUCCUCGCCGAUGUAAGACUUCAAUGAGUAUUGUUAUAAGCCCAGUGAAGCCAUUGUCUGUGAUUCAAGAAACUACAGAAAGCUCAAUCAAAGAAGAUGAACACAGCCAGGUGGUUGAAGUUGUAGAGGUUUUGCCAGAGCAAGAGCCGAAACAGAGAAAUGAAUCAGAUCCUAAAGGAAAGAGAAAGUCACAGGAGUCUCCUGUUCUUCGAAGAUCCAAAAGACUUACACGUUCAGAUGCUUCAGCAAAUGGUACAUUAUCAGCCAAUGAAGAUAAACAGAAAAACAAUAAUGAAGAAGACGUUGCAUUUGUCUCGACAUCUACCCCAACUCUUGGCAGAGAAAACAGGGAUGACAGUCCAGGUGGGGAAAAGGUUUGUAUCACACAUGGAAGCUCACCCAAGCCGGAAGACAAAAUUGUAACUUCAAGUGCUGGAUCCCCUGACAAGAGACGCAGUUGCAGAGUAACACAAAAAGAGUGCACACCCUCUCCUAGAACAAGAAAGCGUCAAACACAGCAGAAAAGCCUUGUGAAGAGUUCAGUUAAAUUGAAGCUGAAUACACAAAAGUUGAUGCCACCCUUGACCCCAACCUCCAGUAGCCAUAAGAGUUCUGAUGACAAUGAUGGAGAUAUGGAUGAUAUCAGAGGGGAAUUGUUCUCAGAGGAGAGAGAAGAUAUAAAUGCAGCUAGUGAGGCUGUCAGUGAAAUAAUUGUUACCACAACAGUUUCUUCCAGUGUUGGCACAGUCACAUCAAGUUCAAGCCCUGAGGAGUCUACCAAGUCUGUUUGUGCUGUAUUACAUGAGUGUAAGAAAGAGGACGAGGAAAAUGAUGGAGGAGAUGAGGUGUUCCAUGAUGCCUCUGAUCAUUUGGAAGAAGUAGAGGAAAGCCAUGAUAAGAAAGAAGAUGAGAGCAAGGAAGAGAAUGAAAGGCCACAGACCAGGGCAUCCUCACGGAUCAAGCGCAAGGCUAGUGACCAAACCAGCAGUGAAUCUGAAGAGGCUAGCAGCGGGGAUGAGGAUGAGAUACACGCCCACUCAACAGAUGAACAUGAUACCACUCCAGAUGAUCCAGGAACACCGAGGAAGCAAGCGGAAACUGCAGCAGGGAUCUCUAAGCAUAGAAACAUCGUCAUCAACAGCUUCAUCAAAAGAAACACCCCGAAAAAAGUCGAUAAAAAGGAGAAAACCCAAAGACUCAAGUAUGCCAUAGAAGAGAAGGCGAAGAAGGAGAGAGAGCGCAUGGAACAACUCGAGAUUCAACGGCAGAAGAAAGUUGAAGAGCAGAAAAAGAAACGGGAAGAAAAGGAGAAACGAGUCGCCGAGCUCCGCGCCGAGAGGCAACGAGAACUCAUGGAGAAAAAGAAACAACUCUUAGAGAAAGACAAGCUGAUCUCGACGCUGACCGAGAAAGCGAAGAAGAAAAAGGAAAGAGAAGAGGAUGCUAAGCGCAGACUGAGGCUUCAAAAGAAGGCAGACCUUGACGCCAGACGAAAACAGGAAGAGGAGGCGAGAAAACAGCGGCAGUUAGAGCAGGAAGAGGAGGCGAAGAGGCACCAGGAGUUACUCUUGAGGAAGCAGGAAUUCGAGGAGCAGGAGAGGCAGAGGAAGAUUGCAGAGGCCAAACACCAGCAGGAGGAGAGAGAGAAAGAUAUGGAGCGGGAGAGGACGGAAGAGAAGGCGCGAAUCAUGAAAGAGAUUGAGGAGAAAGAGAAAAAGCAGGAAGAGGUGGAACGUAAAGCGAAGGAGGAGAAAGAAAGGGAGGAACGAGAGCGGAAGAGAAUCUGUCAGCUCCUCAAAGAGAAGGCGGAGCAAGAGAGGAGGGAGCGGGAGCUAAAGGCACGGGAAGAAAAACUUCGCCUGGCACGCGAACAGAUGAUGCGCGAGGAGAGGGAAAGAGCGCUCAAACUGGAGCUUGAAAGGAAACGCAUGGAGGAACGACUUAAAGACCAAGCUAGUAAAAACGGUCCCGACUCCUACGAUAUGACCCCACCCCCUCCCCCACGAUCACGCAGUGUCACGCAAGGAGACAACUACAACAUUGAUGACAUCUGCAGUGAUGACUCAACCGACGACGAGGACGCACCGAGAAAGAAGAUCCCGGCGUGGGCACAGAAUAAUAGAUUACGGGCCACGCUGAUAAACCAAGAGCUAGCUAAAAUCGAAACGGACGUGAUCUUCGGGCCGGUCGCUAUGCCUGAUUUGUCCGAUAUUUUCCGUAAACAGAAGAAGAAGAGGUUUUUCCAGCGAACAAGUUCUGCUCAUUGGGAAUCGCCGCCUUUAAGGCCGCUAAAUCGAUCAACGUUCGUCUAAGGCCGCUAAAUCGAUCAACGUUCGUCUAAUGAGCGUGACUACAAGAGAAGGGUGAUAUGGUGCGCACAAUGGCGUGACCGACUCACGCUGUUCGUGACGUUCCCAUUUUACGCAGUAAACGCAACUUUAACUAGUUUUUUUGUCAAAAUGAUAAAUUCGUCCAAAUACAGUAUCAUGCCAACAAAUUAUAAGACUUCUAAGAAUGUACAUACGUUUUCUUAUAGUAUAUGUAAAAUUUACUCUUAUUCCGCAACAAUGUCUGGGAUUCUUGGCAUUCAAUAUUUUUUAUGUGAUUGGCCGAAAGAAAUAUUUAUUUCCAGCUUAAUGGCUGUUCUCAUAUGAUCCUUACGUUGAAGCGUAAUGAUUAAUCGGUCACCCAACACAGAACGAUGGGUUUGUUCGCCAAGCCCGACCGUACUGAUCAAAUGAAAACCAGCCUUAGGCAAACGUUUAAUUUUACAUGUGCCUUUCAAAAGCAUGCGAACGAACCAAGUCUAAUGUUUCGUCUUCAAUUGCAUGCAUAUGGGAUGGCACAUGAAAAGUAUUGUUCGCCUUAGGCUUUAGUCGCUGUUGGCGUUGGCAUUUUUUUUAUUUCCAAGAAGUAUACGACAGUAUAAGGUACUAAGGUUCGCUCCAAUCCUGCAGCAGAGGUUUCUUUUCUCCUUAUUUCUUAGGGUUGCGUUCGUCUCUUCGUCUUGCGAAUACCAGCUUAGGGGAAUAGAGAAAAAAGAGGCCUAUGCUAACGGGGUAGCCUGUUGUAUAACGGCCAUCUUGUGCCUGUUUCUUUUAUAGUUUGCAAACAUGAUUCUGUCUUAUGUAACAACUCAAGAACAUAUUUGGUACAUGGCUCUUCUUAACAUACAAUCGGUGGAGGACUUUUAAGUCGUGUUUUUGACAAGUUCGAGUGCAAACAAACUAAAAGUGUGAAUAUACCGAUAUGGCCUUGAUCAUCCAAACUUGAUUAUAGCAUAAAAUAUUUUCUUUUAUCAAGUCUAGUUUUAUGCACUAUCGUUUGCGCAAAUAAGGCGACACGCGAUCAGACAUUCAAUGUAUAAAUUUGGUCUAAUCUAGUCUGUUUUUCGAUGUAUUAAUAUUUCACAUGGGCCUAAAGAAAAACGAAGUAUAUCAUUACUUUCGUUAUGUAAAUAAAUUGUGGGAACUGUA
Messenger RNA from Nematostella vectensis (starlet sea anemone), 4690 nucleotides. Its product is annotated as inner centromere protein A. The transcript is spliced from 8 exons. NCBI's taxonomy places the organism in Eukaryota, Metazoa, Cnidaria, Anthozoa, Actiniaria, Edwardsiidae. Gene Ontology annotation, biological process: mitotic cytokinesis; metaphase chromosome alignment; meiotic spindle midzone assembly. The coding region runs from base 308 to 3526 and encodes 1072 amino acids. The record is from RefSeq and is a predicted model, not a curated record. Gene Ontology annotation, cellular component: midbody; nucleus; chromosome passenger complex. Gene Ontology annotation, molecular function: protein serine/threonine kinase activator activity.